UAAAAAUCCAUGCGGCAUCUUGGACUAAAAAACAUUCGUGUUGAAAAAUACUGGUGGUAUCCAAAUGGCUGAAAAAUUGAGCAAUUCUCACGAAUUGGAAAGGGCCUCACCCAGGAAAUCAUCCAAGGACAUGAUGAUGGAGCUGAUGAAUAAAGAGACUUCCAGACACAGAAGGAACUUCCUCUUGCAUUGCCAGUUCCAGUCACUUCUGGAUCAAAGCAAAGAGUUGAAGAGGCGCUGGAACAAACAGAGUACGUUCGAUGCAUUGCUAAAGCUGUCCGCUGAAAUACAUUUGGACAGGAUGCCUGCGUCAAUUGAGGUCAUAGUUGACGCAAUACAUUCUGCAACAUUGGACGAUACUGUUGUGCAGCAACUGGAGCAGUACAUGGAACAUAUUGAGCUGUUGGGGCAGUGGAGAAACCAGUUCGAAAACACUGUAGUGCAAGUGCUGCAGACUCACUACAUAGACUGGCGGGAUCUCAACUUGACAGAGUACUCCGCAUUUCUGGACCAAUCCCUCACAGAGGUGGCUAUUACCCCUCUGACAGUGACGGUUUCCGAAGACCUCGAAGACAGAAUGCACUUAGUACAGAUCUGGUCUGACCUGGAUUCUUUGUGCAAUCGGUUGACAUUGCUUAUCCCAGAUACUCGAGCACUUUCCACCCAUGUAGAGAAUAGAGGUCAAAACAACAUACUCUCUGAGCUGUUUGACAAGAGCAGUAGGGCUGAUAUCUUGCACUACAUCAGGUUCGAAAUUGGUGGUUUUUUUUUUCAAAUACUUGUAGCUACGUAUCAAAAACUGAUAGUUUUUCACUAAACAAGGUAUUUUUUUACUAAAUUUUUCAUUUAAGCAACUGGAUGAUAUUGAGAAAAACGUAAGAGCAGCUACUUCCUAGUUUUACUGGUAAAAAUCAUAUAACCGAUGAAGAUCGCCGCCUUUUUGCACAACUACUAUGAAUGGGAGGAUUAGACGACCACCUCAGUAACAUGCACUUUUCUGGCAAAUAUGAGUGGUCACGAGCAAUUUGUGAUCCGUUAGAAAACAGUGAUCCAAAAACAACUGAAACGGAACAAACUCUGAUAAAAAGAAACAGAUAAACUGAGAGACCGAACAUCACGUUCUCAAAAAGCUGAAAUUAUGGAAAACUGCUAAGCAGAAAAAAGGCGAAAAAAAUCCAGCAUCACAGAAUGGAGCAUCGAACUGGCUAAGCGUGCUCCCUUAACAAAGACAAUUUUUCCCUCAACAAAUCAGAGUUUGAAGAUGGUUUUACCACCAAACAAUCCACAUACAUGACAACGUGGACAACCGAUUUGUCCCGCUCAAGGAAGCCGUUGAAAUAGCCCUGAGGCACGGAAUUCAAUACCGUGAAAAAUUGUUAUUGGUUUUGACAGAAUCAGGUAUUGGUAUUGGAAUUGGUAUUGAUCAAUACCAGGUUCCUCGUAUUGGCAUUGGUAUUGAUCAAUACCAGGUCACUGGUAUUGGUAUUUAUCAAAACCAGGUUCUUGGUGUUCUGAAUCGUCUCAGAUCACUCUAAAAUCACAAAAACCAAUGUAAGAUUAAUUUUUCAUUGUUCAUUUUUCAAGAUUAAUGUAGAAAAACAUAAAAAUUUUCACAAAAUCAAUUUUUAUAAUAUAGGUAGAAACUCAGCGUUCUUUGUGUUGAAAACAUUGCGAGCAUGAUGCUCAGCAGUCAUUCUGUUUUGCAAGUAGAUUUUUGAGUACCCGCAUAGCGAAAAAGGACGCUCAGGAUCUACGCUCGCUGGUCGAAAACUUUUUAUGUAGUCUUCAACGCGGAAAUCGUCCUCGCUCACCCUUUUGGAAAAAUCUUCAAAGGAAAUGUUAUUUUGAAGAUUAUACAGAUGCUCAUUUUCCACACUUUCUUCAUAAAUCAUCCGAUCUCUCAUUAAAUUGUACAAAUCACCACGUUUCUUCAUAAGUACUUCCACAGUUGAGUUGUCAGUCAGCCAUUUCUUAAGACAUCUUUGACGUCUGAAUUUAUAGUUUGGACAACUGACUGUAAAAAUAAAAUAACCUUCUUAGCGGUUUCAUUUAAUACACUUGCGCCAUUCUGUUUGAAAA
Messenger RNA from Symsagittifera roscoffensis, 2079 nucleotides. RefSeq lists its product as uncharacterized. Lineage: Eukaryota; Metazoa; Xenacoelomorpha; Acoela; Convolutidae. The coding region runs from base 65 to 817 and encodes 250 amino acids. The record is from RefSeq and is a predicted model, not a curated record. The transcript has 4 exons.